Molecule: messenger RNA, 1227 nt
Organism: Sphenostylis stenocarpa
Lineage: Eukaryota; Viridiplantae; Streptophyta; Magnoliopsida; Fabales; Fabaceae
Source: the annotation of a GenBank genome assembly
AUGGCGAACUGCGACACCGGUUCGGUCCACUCUCAGCGACCGGACUCACGCGGCCGGUUCGGCCGGUUCGGCGGCAAGUACGUCCCUGAAAUACUCAUGUUCGCCCUCACCGAACUUGAAUCUGCUUUUCACUCCCUCGCUUCCGACGAACAUUUCCAGAAAGAGCUGGCGGAGACUCUGCGGGACUACGUAGGUCGCGAAAGCCCGCUCUACUUCGCGGAGAGGCUCACGCGCCACUAUGCGCGUGACGGCCAAGGGCCCGAGGUGUAUCUGAAGAGGGAGGAUCUGAACCACACGGGGGCGCACAAGAUCAACAAUGCAGUUGGUCAGGCUUUGCUGGCGAAGAGAUUGGGGAAGAGAAGGGUCAUUGCUGAGACUGGUGCGGGGCAGCAUGGGGUGGCCACUGCCACUGUGUGUGCGAGGUUUGCGUUGGAGUGUGUGGUCUAUAUGGGGGCGAGGGACAUGGAGAGACAGGCUCUUAAUGUGUUCAGAAUGCGGCUUCUUGGUGCUGAGGUCAGAGCAGUUCAUUCUGGGACUGCUACACUGAAGGAUGCUACAUCAGAAGCUAUACGGGAUUGGGUGACCAAUGUGGAGACAACACAUUAUAUUUUGGGCUCUGUUGCAGGGCCACAUCCCUAUCCAAAGAUGGUAAGAGAGUUUCAAGCAGUGAUUGGUAAAGAAACAAGAAAGCAAGCGUUGGAAAAGUGGGGAGGGAAGCCAGAUGUUCUGUUAGCAUGUGUUGGUGGUGGUUCAAAUGCCAUGGGACUUUUCCAUGAAUUUAUUGAUGACGAAGAUGUUAGACUGAUUGGUGUGGAGGCUGCAGGGUUGGGCCUAGAAAGUGGUAAGCAUGCAGCUACAUUAACAAAAGGAGAAAUUGGGGUUUUGCAUGGAGCUAUGAGCUAUCUUUUGCAAGAUGACGACGGGCAAAUAAUUGAACCCCACUCUAUCAGUGCAGGGUUGGACUACCCUGGAGUUGGACCAGAGCAUAGUUUCUUGAAAGAUGUAGGGCGUGCUGAAUACUACAGUGUUACUGAUGAAGAAGCACUGGAAGCCUUUAAGAGAGUAUCACAGCUGGAAGGCAUUAUUCCUGCUUUGGAGACAUCUCAUGCUCUUGCAUAUUUAGAGAAACUCUGCCCUAUCCUUCCAAAUGGAACUAAGGUUGUGGUUAAUUGCAGUGGCAGAGGGGAUAAGGAUGUUCAAACUGCAUUCAAGUUCUUAAGUGUUUGA